GGCACUGCGGUAGCGGCGCUACCGCGGCGGCGGCUCCGCGCCCCCCGCCCGUCCUCCUCUUUCUCCUCCUCCUCCUCCUCCUCCGCCGCGCCACUUCCAGGGGAGGCUGGUGUCAUGCGGCUGGCGCCGAGGGAGGGGUGCCCGGGGCCGCAGCAGCAGUGAGAGGCGCCGCGCCGAGCCCCUGCGAUGACAGCCAUGAAGGAGCAGCCGGCGCACCCGGGCGGCAGGGGGAACCCGCCGCCGCCGCAGCCCGACCAGGAACUUGGAAGUAACAGCCCUCCGCAGAGGAACUGGAAGGGAAUUGCAAUUGCGCUGCUGGUGAUUCUGGUUGUUUGUUCACUCAUCACCAUGUCUGUCAUUCUUUUAACCCCAGAUGAACUUGCAAAUUCAUCAGAAAACAGAUUAUCCUUGGAAGAUCUCUUCAGAAAAGAGUUCGUAGUUCAUAAUCCAGAAGCCAAAUGGAUUAAUGAUACAGCAGUGGUGUAUAAAACCAGGAAUGGACAUGUUGUUGAACUGAAUGUAGAAACAAAUACAACUACAUUAUUACUGGAAAACACAACUUUUGUAACCUUCAAAGCAUCAAGAUACUCUGUUUCACCAGACCUCAGAUUUGUUCUUCUUGCAUAUGAUGUUAAACAGGUAUUUCAUUAUUCUUACACAGCUUCAUAUGUGAUUUAUAACAUCCACACAAGGGAAGUUUGGGAGUUAAACCCUCCAGAAGUAGAGGAUUCAGUAUUACAGUAUGCAGCCUGGGGUGUUCAUGGACAGCAACUGAUUUAUAUAUUUGAAAAUAACAUCUACUAUCAGCCUGAUGUAAAGAGCAGCUCAUUGCGCCUGACAUCCUCAGGAAAAGAAGGAAUUAUUUUUAAUGGAAUUACAGACUGGCUAUAUGAAGAGGAACUUCUCCACUCCCACAUUGCCCACUGGUGGUCUCCAGAUGGGGAAAGACUGGCCUUCCUGACCAUCAAUGACUCUCUGGUGCCCAACAUGGUCAUUCCCAGGUUCACAGGAGGUCUGUAUCCAAAGGGAAAGCAGUAUCCAUAUCCUAAGGCAGGUCAAACAAACCCCACAGUAAAGCUGUUUGUAGUUAAUCUGUAUGGACCAGCACAUACCCUGGAACUGAUGCCACCUGACAGCUUUAAGUCAAGGGAAUAUUAUAUCACCAUGGUGAAAUGGAUAAGCAACACCAAGGCUGUGGUGAGAUGGUUAAACAGAGCUCAGAAUAUCUCCAUCCUUACAGUUUGUGAAACCACAACUGGAGCUUGUACCAGGAAAUAUGAAAUGCAGUCAGAUCUGUGGCUCCCUAAACAGAAUGAGGAGCCUGUUUUCUCCAAGGAUGGCAGUAAGUUCUUCAUGACCGUGCCAGUGAAGCAGGGUGGCCGUGGUGAGUUCCACCACAUAGCCAUGUUCAUUGUGCAGGCCAAAAGUGAACAAAUCAGUGUGAGACACCUGACUUCAGGGAACUGGGAAGUUAUCAAAAUCCUGGCAUAUGAUGAAAAUACUCAAAACAUUUAUUUCUUAAGCACUGAAGAGUCCCCAAGAGGAAGACAGCUGCACAGUGUAUCAACAGUGGGGUCACUGAACCGUCAGUGUCUCUCAUGUGACUUCCAGAAGGAGCAAUGCACCUACUUCAGUGCCAAGUUCAGCCCCAUGAACAGGCAUUUUCUCCUGCACUGUAAAGGACCAGGUGUUCCAGUUGUAAGUGUGCACAGGACAAGUAAUACUGAAAAGUUUUAUAUUUUGGAAAAUAACCCUGUGUUGAAAGAAGUUGCUCUUAAGAAAAAGAAUUACAAGACUGAAAUCAAAAUGCUUCACAUUGAGGAUUACGAAUUCCCUUUACAGUUGUCACUGCCAAAAGAUUUCACGGAUCGAAACCAGUAUGCCCUUCUAUUAAUAAUUGAUGAAGCUCCAGGCAGCCAGUUGGUUACAGAUAAGUUUCACAUUGACUGGGACUCAGUGCUUGUCAACUCUGAUAAUGUCAUCGUAGCUCGAUUUGAUGGCAGAGGGAGUGGAUUUCAAGGCCUCAAGAUCCUACAGGAGGUCCAUCGGUGCUUAGGAUCAGUGGAAGUGAAGGACCAAAUAGCAGCUGUAGAAUCACUUCUGAAACAGCCCUUCAUUGAUCCUAAGAGACUGGGUAUAUUUGGAAAGGGGUAUGGUGGCUACAUUACAUCAAUGAUCCUGAAAUCCAGUGAGCGGCUCUUCAAGUGUGGAGCUGUGGUGGCACCAAUCACAGAUAUGAAGUUAUAUGCAUCAGCUUUUUCAGAAAGAUACCUUGGGAUUCCAUCAAAAGAUGAAAUUACCUAUCAGGCAUCCAGUGUAUUACACAAUCUUCAUGGUUUAAAAGAAGUGGAUUUGCUAAUAGUUCAUGGGACAGCUGAUGCUAAAGUUCACUUCCAGCAUUCAGCAGAACUAAUUAAGCGUCUAAUAAAAGCUGGGGCUAAUUACACUAUGCAGAUCUAUCCGGAUGAAGGUCAUAACAUUGCUUCUGAGAAAAGCAAAUAUCACCUUUACAGCACAAUCCUUGGGUUUUUUAGUGCUUGUUUAAAGGAGGAGACACCAAUUUUACCACAGGAGCCUGAAGAGGAUGAAUAAGGAAGCCUAUUUGUGUAGUACUGAAGGGGACUUACUCUGCAGCUCAAUAAAACAUUAAAUAAAAGUGACUGUAAGAUUGCAGAUUCUGCAGAAGCUCAAGGGCAGCUAAAGGAUACCACAGUGGAACAGCACAUUUACAGACAAUGAGCUAAUAAACUGGAAUUCAACUACAAAGUCCAAACAUAUUACCAAGGGAAAAAACCUUUACCUUUGUGGAAGGUCAACUGUUGGUUACAGUUUCCUGGAAGAACUUAGUUUUGCAUAAGUGUAGGGUUAGUGCAUGUUUGUUAUGUUAAGCCUCACUGUUGGUUCUGUAAGUGGUUGCUUGUUUUUGGUUUUUGUUUUCUUUUUUAUUUAAAUGCACAUCUUUAUUCAUCUUUGCAUAAGGCACAACCUAUCACAAGUAUUAUGGCCACUAAUAUUCUAAAAGGUGAACUGGAAUCUAACACUGUAAUGUUACAAUAAGUGCAAUUCUUCUGCUGUCUAUUACACGUAAGAAACCACAGAGAUAAUAAAGGGCACGGUAUUUUCUCUAGUUUCUGCUCAAAGGGGAUAUUGUCUAGUGCAUCAUAUAACAUGGUUAUUGAAAAUUAUUUCCCCCACACAAUUUAAGCAUUUACAAUUAUUACUGUACCUAUUAGUAACCAAUAGGGGUCUUUUUGGUGGUGUGCUCUUGGUCUUUAGGUAUAUACCCAGGAAUCCCUAAGCAGAAAUUCUUUCUGAGCUUGAAGAAACUUUUUCAAGAUGUAAUUGACAGCUGUAUUUAAAACAAUAUCUGCAAUUGAAAUCAUUCCCCAGUCCAAAAUGUAUCUAUGGUUUCCUUAAAAUAUGUUUGAGUUGUGUUUUGGUAUUGUUUAUAGUAGUUAAUAGUUUGCUGGUUACACUCUAAUUUUAGAAUAUGCUACUUUGUCACAUGUAAAUUAGAUACAUAAAUAUUAAAUUAUAGUUUCAGAUAAAGAAAGUUUAUUAACAAUGUAUAAUGCCAUUGAGUAAUACUUUACUCCUCAAAUGAGGACAUAUUUUGUAUAGUGCAUCUUCCUUUCCUCCCAUCUGCUCUCAGAUGUAAUUCUGAUGUUCAUCACGGUGGUGACGUAGCUCCAACACACCUUUAGUUCUUAUUCCAAGGCUGCUCAUUCAGUCUCUUGCAACAAGAUUUAGCUUCAACAGCAUCACAGAGGAAUGAAAUGUUUUUCAUUCAAGGCAAAGGAAGAUCUGACAGAUUAGAUUUUAUUAUUUAUUCAGAGGGCGAGCCCCUCGUGCAUCCAUUUAUUUGCCAGGGUGAAGUACAGCAAUAGAAAUUGAAACUAUGAAAUAAACAAGGCAGCCAGGAUGGGUCUGCAGAAUAUUAACUCUGAUCAUGGAAAGCAACUACAGUGUUGGUUUAAUUUGAGAUAUCUUCCUGAAGGUAUGUGAAAACUCCUGACAGAUGCUGUGCCACUUAUAGGGGAAUAGCUGUAGUUUUCUUAUUUCUGGAUAUAUUCCAAAUACUUUCCUAUAUAAUUAAGGUUUAAUUUCUUGCAAGACUAAAAUGAAAGUAAUUUUUGAAGGUAAAUAUGCUAUUUAAGAUGUAAAGUUCUGCAUAUUUUAUGAGAAUGAGAAUUGUUUUUAAUGUAAUGAAAAAUCACCUGAAGCUUUUUUACUCAUCACUUCCUUCUGGAAUAUUUUCUUUCACUGUUAGGAUUUUUUUUAUGAUGCAAAUAAUUAAUUUGUCUGAAAGGCGUGGUUUUAUGGAACACUGAAAAGUCUCUUGUCUUUUAAUGUUUAGUAAUUCUCUCAUUUUGUUAGCAAUGUUCAACUAUUUUUCAAUUAGUUUAAUACAAUUUUAAUGUGCAAUGAUACCUUGUUUGGGUCCCAGUGUUACCACAAAGUAUGGCUUUGCUUUGUGGCAUUUAUAGGACAUAUGGAGUACAUAUGUAUAGCGUAGGUAGGGUAUAAUUUAUGGGGGCUACAAUGUGCACUACAGUAAGAUCACACAAAACAACAACAGAAAAGUAAGAGCAGAAUUCAAACAAGGUUUUUCAAAUCCUGUUUUCUAUGGAGGAGCGUCGUUUUCAAGUCUUCUGUUGGCUGGGACUGCUGCUUUGUGAUUUUAUAAAUGACACCCGUCACUUAAUAAACGCUCACCUGACAACACU
This is a messenger RNA of Zonotrichia albicollis (white-throated sparrow), 4727 nucleotides long. RefSeq names its product dipeptidyl peptidase like 10 (gene DPP10). Gene Ontology annotation, molecular function: potassium channel regulator activity; serine-type peptidase activity. Gene Ontology annotation, biological process: regulation of potassium ion transmembrane transport; proteolysis. NCBI's taxonomy places the organism in Eukaryota, Metazoa, Chordata, Aves, Passeriformes, Passerellidae. The record is from RefSeq and is a predicted model, not a curated record. Gene Ontology annotation, cellular component: voltage-gated potassium channel complex; plasma membrane.